Messenger RNA from Symbiodinium sp. CCMP2456, 1206 nucleotides. The record is from the annotation of a GenBank genome assembly. NCBI's taxonomy places the organism in Eukaryota, Dinophyceae, Suessiales, Symbiodiniaceae.
GUAAUUCUGCAGCAUGCACUGACAAGACCGGCAUGCCCCAUCGUGGAGCCCGUUGCUCCCGCUGCCUCUGUUGCUACAGCUCCGCCAGCAGCUUUCGAGGUGGCCACUGCAGAGGUUCCCGCGGCCACUGCAGCGAGAUCUCCGGUGUGUGUGGGGCCGAGAUUGAUUCUACACGUGGGACCACACAAGACCGGAACGACGGCCUUUCAGGAGUUUCUCAUCAAGCACGCCGACUGGCUCAAGGAGGAGUUUGGUGUAACUGUGGGCUUUCGCGAAGCCAAGGAAGGUGCAGGAAAGCUGAACCACAUCAUGAGCAAGUACCGGCAACUGAAGGGGAUCAUACAUUCCAAGGCUGAGAUCUUGAAGAGGUUGGAAGUCGCAGUCCGCUUCACAAAGGCGGACUUGCAGCGAUCUUCCUUGGUACUGGUCUCUGCCGAAGGAUACAGCCAGUUCGAUGCUGAGAUGUGGACAUUCUUCAAGACACUGUUUGACGCAGAUGUGUGCUUCUCUGUAGUCGCUCUUCACCGGGAGCCCACAUCCUGGAUAGCAUCCAUGUGGGUGCAGAUCAGCAAGAUGAGCAGUACGAACCUGCAAACCUGGAAGUCUUUUCUUGCAGCAAUCGCUGGAGCGGCAACUCCAGAUGAGCAUGGGGACACCGACCUUCAGUUGCAGCUUCUGAACACACUGACCGCGCAGUUCCCUGAUGCAGUCGAUGCAGCAUCCUACGAAUACCUGAAGGAGGUGAACUGCAGCAUUGCAGCCUACGUCAUUUGCAACGCCACUCUCCGCCGGACAGGGCAGUCAUGGGUCAACUGCAGAGAUACCCUGAAUGGCAAGUCGGCGAAGAGCAAAAACACGUCGCCGCCCCAUGCAGCUGUGGAUGUGACAAUUCUGGCGAGGAACUUCUACCUCGCGAAGCAGGCGAUGAAUGCGACAGCCUGUAAAAAGCCCUGGCCCGACUUCACAGCUGGCUCCGAAGGGGCAGUGAUCCCUUCUGAGCCGGCAGUGAUGGAGGUUGCCAAGCAGAUGCCCUUAGUUUGCGAAGACAUGGACGGUCUCUUUGAGCCCCAGACAGCUGCAUGGUUCGCGCGUACCGCUGCACAGAGGCCACAGCGUGGCUCGCAGCCCAUCUGCACGGUGGAUAUUGCACGCCUCGCGCCAACCCACUGGCAGUUGAUCGGCAAGUUGGUACGGGAUUGCUACUGA